This is a messenger RNA of Daucus carota subsp. sativus, 3602 nucleotides long. RefSeq lists its product as uncharacterized. The record is from RefSeq and is a predicted model, not a curated record. NCBI's taxonomy places the organism in Eukaryota, Viridiplantae, Streptophyta, Magnoliopsida, Apiales, Apiaceae. The transcript has 3 exons. The coding region runs from base 257 to 3334 and encodes 1025 amino acids.
ACAAGAAUCCUAUGUGCAAUAAAAUUCAAGCUCACCUGUCUGUCUAUCAUGGAUGUGUAUGUAGAGUACUAUUUUCAAGGCGCAUAUAUAGAGGCACACUCAUAGCACCACUUUCGUGUCCGCUCUCCACGUUGGCCAGUUACAAAACACUCAUCAUCUUCCUGAGGUUUUCUUCUCCCUUCUGUGUGUAUCUAUACUUGUUUGUAUCUAUUUUUAUGUUUUUAGAUAUAUGUGUGUGUGUUUGUGUUUAUAGUGUAUGGAUUUGUUAGAGAAGUUUAAGGGGGCAGUGGGAGUGAGUGAGAGUAGAAAAGGGCGUGUAGAGAAAGCUCUGCGUUCUCUACUCGUUGAGUGGAAGAAUCUCGAACAUGCAGAUUCUUCCGCUCAACGCUCGUUACAGGAUUGCUGCACGGCUAUUCAAUUGAGGCAGGAGCGGUUGAAUGAGUUGCAGCAAUCUUUAACGAAUAGUCAUCGAGACGUGGGGGAGGUUAUUGAAAGUUUGGAGGAGAGAAUGGGGGAGGUUGAGAGUAGAGAGAUGGAAUUGAGGGUAAUGCUUGAGGAGGUGGAGGGGGAAGUUGAGAAGUUGGGGUUUGUUAAGGGGGUUUUCGAGAGGGGGGUUAGGGAGUUUGAGGAGAGGCGGAGGGAGUUUGAGGAGAGGCAGAGGGUGUUUGAGGGGGAUUUCGAGAAGUUUUGUUUGGAGAGGAGGGAGUUUGAGGGGUUUAAGGGUUUGAUUGAGGGGAGACUUGAGGAGGUUAAGUUGAAGGAGAAGCAUGUUGAGGAUCGCGAGAGGGGAUUAGAGAGGGGUUUGGUUGAGUUUGAUGGUAAAAUGAAGUAUGUCGUGGAGAAGAAGGAAGAAUUUGAGGUUAAAGAGAGGAGUAUUAGAAAUCGUGAAAUUAAGUUGGAUCAAUUUAUGGUUGAUAGUGCUUUGAUGAUGAGGAAUGCACUAGAGAAGGAGAAACAAGUUGAAUUGAAGGAGAGGAGUAUUGCGAAUAGCAAAGUUGUACUAGAUAGGGGUUUGGUUGAGUUUGAGGCGAGGAUGAAGAAUCUGGUAGAGAAGGAGAAAGAUUUUGACUUGAAGGUGAAGAGUAUUGUAUGUCGUGAAACUAAAUUAGAGAUGGGUUUGGUUGAUUUUAAGGCGAAAAUGAAGAAACUUGGACAGAAGGAGAAAGAAGUUGAAUUAAAGGAGAAGAGAAUUGAAAAUGGCAAAACUGAGCUUGAUGUGAAAAUGAAGAACCUGGUAGAAAAGGAGAAGGAAGUUGAAGUAAAGGAGCAGAGUAUUGAAAAUCGCAAAACUGAAUUAGAUCGGGAUUUGUUUGAGUUUAAUAUGAGAAUGAAAAAUGUGGAAGAGAAGGAGAAUGAAGUUGAAUUGAAUGCGAAGAGGAUAAAAAAUCGUGAAACUGAACUCGGCAUGGCUGAGUUUGAUGAGAAAGUGAAGGAUGUGGUCGAGAAGGAGAAAGGAGUUGAAUUGAAGGUGAAGAGUAUUAAAAAUCGCGAAGAUGAACUUGAUAGGCUUUUGGAUGAGAUUGAUUUGUCAAUGAAGAAUUUGAUAGAGAAGGAGCAAGUAGUUGAAUUAAAGGAGAAGAGUAUCAAAAUUCGCGAGAAUGAACUAGAUAGGGGUUUGGUUGAGUUUGACGCAAAAAUGAAGAAUUUGAAAGAGAAAGAGAAGGAAUUUGAAUUGAAGGUGAAGAAUUUUGAAAAGCGCGACAUUGAACUAGAUGGUGCUUUGGUUGAGUUUGAUUCAUUAGAGAAAAAGGUCAAAGCGAAGGAGAAAAAACUUGAGGCGGAGAAGGAGAGGCUCGAAGUCAAGGAGAAUAAACUUGAGGCUAGGAAGAGGAUUCUCAAAAAACGAAAAACUGAAAUAGAUAGGAAUUUAGUUGAGUUUGAUGUGAAAAUGAAGAAUGUGACAGAGAAGGAAAAAGAACUUGAAUUAAAGGAGAAGAGUUUUGAAAGUCGUGACAUUGAACUAGAUGGGGCUUUGAUUGAGUUUGAUAUGAUGAAGAAAAAUAUGGAAGAAAAGGAGAGAGAACUUGAAAUGAAGGAAAAAAGUAUCACAAAUUGCAAGAUUGAACUUCAGUCAAAGGAGAAUGAAGUGAAUUUAAUACAAAUUACAUGCGAAGAAAGAUGCAGAAAACUUGAGUUGGAGAAGGAAAAGCUUGAAGAGAAAAUAGAAGAACUCAACAUAAAAAACCAAAAACUCAGCAGUGUUGAGCACUUAAUUGUAAAACCUGAGCCAUGGAGCGAUGAUGUUUCAUAUGCAGAUAUAAGAUUUUCUGUUACCAUGGAUGGAAACAACUUGUUUCUAUAUUUGAUCAACCAUGAAAGUGAUCUUGAUUCAAUGACUGACGAAGUUUAUGAGGCACUUGGGAAAUCGAUGGAGCCUGCAAGACUGGUUUUAGAUGCAUUGCAAGGAUUUUACUCAAAGAAAGAAGAUAAGGAAUUUGAAGUAGUUUGUAGAAGCAGCAUUCUUUUAUUGGAGCAGUUGAGAAGAAUUUCUCCUCACAUUCAAUCAUAUCAUAAAAAAGCAGCAUUAGAACUUGCUAUCAAAUGGAAGGAGAAAAUGAAGAGCUCAAUGGAGGUUAUUGUUUUCUUGCAACUUUUAGCUUCCUACAAAUUGGAGUCUUCAUUUAAACCAGAAGAGUUCUUAAGCCUCUUCGAGGUUAUUGGUCAGCCAAUACAAAUUUCAGAAUUAUUGCAGCAACAAAUUUCAAAAUUAUUGCAGCUCCUUGGUUACAUGGAAAAAAUCAACGAUGCUAUUCAAGUAAUGAUAAAAGAGCAGCAGCAUGUUAAAGCUGUUAGAUAUGCUUGUGCUUUUGGGCUUCGUGAAAGGUUUCAGCCUGCUUCACUCCUGAAAGACUUCCUGAAGAAUGCUGCAGAGGUGUCAAAGACUUUAGGUGAUAAUAUAAACGGCCCAGUUAAAAAUAAAGACAAGGACAUAGACAACAUUGUGGCUUCGCUAAAGGAGGCACUCGUUUGCAUUUCUCAUUACAAACUUGAAUUAGAAUAUUCUCCAGAAUGCAUUGAGAUUUUUAUUCAACAGCUUGUACAGCAGAAGGAAGAUGGAAAAGUUUGCUCAUCAACCUCCAAAAAUGAAGCAGACAUACAACAUGAGGCCGAGAAAAAUUGUAAAUUAGCCGAAGUUGUACCUGACCCAACUGAAACAUGUGCCAUUCAGCCUCAGAAAAUAUCAAGGAAACGACCUGCUGCAGGCUCUGAUCUUGGCCCGAAAGCUCAACUCCGACGGAGCAACAGGAAACUUAGACGUACUGAACCACUAGUAGAAACUUCCUCAAAUGUUCCGCCUCCUGCUUUUCACUCGGCGGCAAAUGUUAUCACCUGAGAGGAGACCUAUAUGCAGAAAAUGAUCAUGCCUUUUGUAUUCAAUCUGCAGAAUACACUAUAUGGCUGACUUGGUUUCUGUUUGUGUCUUGUAUAGCAUAAUUAUUUGUUUGGUGUCAAAGAAUGGCAACAAAAUGUUGCACAACAUGGUCUAGAUCACUGAGCUUUUUCAGAGUUCAGGAGUUCGGUCAUCCGGGGAGCUGCAAAAGCCUCUUACUUCAAGAUGAAUGAAGACUUUGUCACUGCAUUUGUGCAGUGAUGAUUUCUGA